CUCAUUUAAACAUAACACUAAUUAUCAUUAAUCUAUAUUUUGUUAUUAUUUAUCUUUGUUUAUUUUUCAUCUUAUUUGGUUUCUUUUGUUUAUAAUUGACCAUUUGAAUAAAAGUUGAUUAUUUGGCCAGUCAUUGGCUUUUUUUAGUGAUACCUUAACCAUCCAAACACCAGCACAUUUAUCAUUAUUAUUAUUAUCAUCACCAUUCAUCUCAUCUCAGAACCACAACAACAAUAAUAACAAAAAUACCGUCAAUAUAAAAAGAUAAUAAUAAUUAAUAAUAGAAACAAAUUUCUCUUUUUCUUUUUUAUUGUUUUCAUCAAUUAUAAUGUUAAGAGGAGAACAAUGUCAAGAACCUUCAACUGGGAACCUUGAUCUUGGUAGGAAACUUUUGGAUGCUUGUAAAAAUGGUGAAACUGAUGAAGUUAGAGAUUUAAUGCAAAAUGGAGCCCCUUUUACAACCGAUUGGCUUGGUACUUCACCUUUACAUUUUGCCGCACAAUAUGGGCACAAAGAUACAGCCGAGUUUCUGCUUAGAUCAGGUGUAAGUCGAGAUACCAGGACAAAAGUGGAAAGAACACCUCUUCAUGUUUCUUCCCAGGAAGGACAUUUAGAAAUAGUUGCCCUUCUAUUGAUGCACGGAGCUGAUAUCGAUGCUCGUGAUCUUCUUAAAAUGACACCUUUACAUUGGGCAGUAGAAAGGGGACAUUAUGAUGUUGUUGAAUGUCUGCUUUCAAAUGGAGCUGAUUUAAAUCUUUUGAGUAAAUUUGACAAGACACCAAUCGAUAUAGCUCGAGAUUCAGGGAGAACAGAUAUGAUACCUCUUUUAGAAAGAUGUAUUAAUGUUACACGGCCUCGACAAGACAAUAGGUCAACAAGCAACACAAAUAAUAGUUGUUUCGCGAAAACAAGACCAACAGUGUUACCUAAUAAAUCAAAUAGGACAGCGAAAAUUGUGAAACCCAUAGGAAGUGUUAAUUCAAAUUCAACAGCCAAGGGAAACUCUUCAUCUUCAUCUUCAUCUACAUCAUCUUCAUCCACUAUAACCGCCAAUAUCUCUAAAACAAGUGUUGAUGCCUUAAAGAAAUUAUUAAACGGGACUGGCAUUAAUUUGGAAGAUGGAUCAAACAACGUUUUGACAACCCUGGCUGCCUUAGCCGAUGCUACUGGACAAACAACAGGCAAUGUAAUCAAUAACAAUUCCCAGAUAGCUGCUGAUGCAUUACAAUGGUUAGAUACUCAUGGAGCGACAAGUGCUUUAGAGGAAUCAAUGUUUACCUCAGCAAUUGAAAGUGGAGGAACCGUUUCACUAACUGAAGCUGGUAAAUUGGCUUUAAAUUGUGUUAAAGAUUCAUCUCUAUCACCAACAACAUCCCAACAACAACAACAAACCUCAUCAUCAUCAUCAUCAUCAGUGACAACAUUAAACAAUUCAACGAAAUUAGAUCCCGAUCUAGAAGGAAAAGUGAUACAAAUUGUUGGUGAAUUAGAAAAUAAUCAAGUAACCUCACCGAUUGUUUUAUUAAGCUCAAAUUCUGAUGGGACGUUAACAACCACAACCACCGAUCAAACUGAACCAAUUCGUAUUAAAAAGAUAAUUAAAACAGUGGCCGGUAAACCAAUUAGUGUGACAAAUUUAAAAACAACAACCAAUUUAAACAGUUCCAAGUUGAAUUUAAUUGAAUCAAAUGGCUGUAAAGUGAUCAGCAACGCUGUAGCAUCAAUAACAUCUCCAUCGACAACAACAACCAUCACAAUUAACCAUAAUAACAACAAUACAACAUCAAGCCCAAAUGUUAACAAUAAUAUUAUUAAUUUAAAUAACAACAACAACAAUAAUAAUAGUAAUAGUGAUAAAGAGAAAGAAAGAUUAAGGAAAGAAUUGGAAAGGACUAAACGGGAAGCCGAGGAAUAUAAAGCACAAUUAAGGGAGAAAGAAAAAGAAGCUGAACUUUAUAAGAGACAAUUAGAGGUGUAUAAAUCUAAAUUUAAAGACUAAUAACACACCUACACAUCUACAGAAUCACAUAUUAUACACCACAUAAGACACAAAUACACACCCGAAAAGAAAACCCUAAAGAGACAAAAUCACAAAUGGACGAUUGGAAAGCAAAUAUAUUAUCAAAUCAACAGCAAAUUAACAUUCGUCUACAAAUUGUAUCCCUAUUUUCAGUUUAAUGUUCAAUUCUACUGAUUUUGUACUCUUUAUAUUACAAAUGAGUUUCAUCUUCGCCACCGUCACACUACCAUCACAACUUUUUUUCCCCCAUACAUCUUUUUAUGAUGAUGAUGCUAAGAUGAUGAAUAUUCUGUCGAUAUGCCUCUUCUCUCUUCUCUCUCUUCAUUUGUUAUUAUUCAUUCUCUCAGAAUCAAAUCGUGGAAAACAAUCCAAGAAACAAUUACCAACAAUUCUAAUACGCAACUGAGCGUCCAAACCCUCAAUCUACGUUGAUUGUAGACAUUUAUAUAAUAUAAAUAUACAUAAAUAUAUAUAACACAAACACACA
This is a messenger RNA of Panonychus citri (citrus red mite), 2507 nucleotides long. RefSeq lists its product as uncharacterized. Gene Ontology annotation, biological process: positive regulation of transcription by RNA polymerase II. The coding region runs from base 329 to 1999 and encodes 556 amino acids. Gene Ontology annotation, cellular component: nucleus. Gene Ontology annotation, molecular function: protein binding; transcription cis-regulatory region binding. The transcript has 3 exons. Lineage: Eukaryota; Metazoa; Arthropoda; Arachnida; Trombidiformes; Tetranychidae. The record is from RefSeq and is a predicted model, not a curated record.